Molecule: messenger RNA, 1969 nt
Organism: Penicillium brasilianum
Lineage: Eukaryota; Fungi; Ascomycota; Eurotiomycetes; Eurotiales; Aspergillaceae
Source: the annotation of a GenBank genome assembly
AUUCAGCUAAGCCCCUGACAUUCAAACGGGCCGGUAGAACCGAAGCGAACACAUAAAACGCCCUUCAUCAUGAUGUGAUUCCGGGGAAUUGUCAACACCAUCAUCUCGGAAAACUUCAACGAACAUGUCUCUCGAGCAGCUACCAAAUUCAGACCAUACUUCUGCCGUAUCAGAGUGCCGUGCACUCUACGAGCAGAUAUGGAAUACGCCUUCACUGACUCUGGAAUUGGCACGGUCACCACUGAUGCAGCCUGCACCACUAUCGUUGACUCUCGAAGAGCGGACGCGACUCACAUACCAAAGGGCAAGGGCCUUAGCACGAGCUCACAAUUUGACAUUGAAAGAUGUGGUUGAGAUGACACCAGCCUUCUGGAAACUUCAUAUGGAUAUGCUCACCGCGAUGGACGGCGGCGCUAUCAACCUCGUCAGCGUCCAGUAUAACCUGUUUGUCGGCACAGUUGCUCCUUUUGCUGCCACGCAUCCGGAACUGCCGGCGAUCAUAGAGAAGGCGUUGAGGGUUGAUAUCUCAUCACAAUUCAUGCUUACUGAGCUCGGACAUGGCUUGGAUGCUCGCAAUCUUGAAACAACGGCCACACUUCUGCCCAAUGGCAGCUUUGAAUUACACACACCGUCUCCGAACGCUGCCAAGUGCAUGCCACCAAAUACUCCACGCAACGGCCUUCCGACCAUUGCAGUGGUGAUUGCCCGUCUCAUAGUCGAAGGAGAGGACCGCGGAGUCCGGCCGUUCGUUGUUCCUAUGUCCGAUGGUACUAAGAUGUGCACAGGAAUCACUUCAAAAGUCUUUCCACCCCGUCCUGGCGCGAAUCCAAUCGAUCAUGCCCUGACCUACUUCGACCACGUAAAGCUCCCGCCUUCUGCCCUACUCGGCAGCCUGGAAAAGCCACGCAAUGAGCGCGACAACUUUCUGUCUACCAUCCACCGCAUGGGCGCCGGAACUCUCUUUCUAGCCGGCGCGUGCAUCCCCCUUAUCAAGAUGGCCGUGUACAACGCCAGCAAAUUCAGUUUCCGGCGCCACAUCCUCGGAAACGACGGACAGCCGAUGCCCGUGAUCAACUUCCGCACGCAGCAUCUUCCCAUCUUGCACGCUAUUGCGCGCGCCCAUGUCCUGCAGGCAUUUUUGAUUUAUGCGGGCAGGGAAUAUUGCAUUCAGGCUGAUUCGCGCGUCCGCCAUAUCUUUGCCACGACGUUCAAAGCGGUUACGAUCCAUCACUUCAAAACCAGUCUGCAAUCUAUAAAUGAGGGCUGCGGCUGGCAGGGGUAUUAUGAUCGCAAUCAAAUCCUUGCGGCUAGUCUGGAAUUCAACGCAGUGGCUACCGCAGAAGGCGAUGUGCGCGUCUUAGCCAUCCGUCUGGCCAGCGAACUCCUCAUUGGUCGCUAUGAGGUUCCGCCGCCCAAGGACCCCCAUAGCGCCCUCGCGCGCCACGAAGCAGGCCUCUUCACCGAAGCACGCGGAUUAAUGAAACGCUUCGGCAACAAGCACCGCAGCGAAGCUUUCAACCGGACUAUUCUCCCUCUAUGUCUCCCGUUGGUUCUUGCCAUCGGUUACCGUAUGGCGAUCGAGGCCGCUGCAGACGUCGGUAUCGAGCCGAAGCUCUGCGCCCUUUACGAAGCUGGAGUCAUCAAGGAAGACGCUGGCUGGUUCGCGGAAAAGGGCGGAAUUAGCCGCGAAGUGCAGCGCGCGAUAGAGGCGCAGGCCGCCGAUGCUGUUCUACCGGAAUUGGAGCGACUUGUCGAGGAAACUGGAGUCCAGCCAUAUUGCACUGCGCCUAUGACCUCGCAGGCGUUGUGGGACGGGUAUGUUGAGGAAUUGGAGACAUUUUCGGGGAAUGCGGUGUGGAACUUCGAAGAGACGAAAGCACGGCUUUAAGAGUUGUUCAUGGUCUUUAUGAGCGCCUUUGUUAUCAUAGAUAAAAAUCGAGUUUUAAUGUUACUGAAUUCCGAGCAGGCA